CUCGAACGCGUAAAUCCGUCCGCAGUUAUUGCAACGGAUCAGACAAUAACCAAUUGUCUUACAUCGUAUUCUAGCAAUCGCGUUCCCCAGCCAAGCUCGAGUGUGACGGCCAAGAGGAGCUGCAGACCCGUACAUAGUUAUGGAGCCCCCGGACGACUUGUCACCAUCUCAAUUCCCCUCCUCCUCCUCCUCCUCCCACUCACAUAGUCAUUCAGACGAACCAAUGCCACCAGGCCGAAAACGUGUUGGCUUUACAUCAGAGACCACGCCUCCAGACGACACCCCCCCGUCCUCCUCCUACACUCCACCGCAUGCUCAAGACUCUGGGUCUGGAGGGCAUGGCACCCCUCUCUCCGGACUUCGAUCCGACGUUUCCCACGAGGAGCUGUCGCAAGAAAUUCAUAGAGCUUUUGGCCAACCGUACGUUCCAAAACCACGACCGGUUAUCAGGCGAAAUCGUACCCCUCCCCAAUUUUACCUUGGCGAGCCACCUGAAGAGGAUGAAAAUGAUGAAAAGAGGAAGUCUGGGAUUGCUGCCCAGCAAAGGGCUACUCGACUUGCAAGAAGCGUUGGCGCAUACUCUGCCUCUGCACCUGGCUCUCGCCGCAACUCCCACGAAAGAUUGAUAUCAACUCCGCCUACCAAUAACAUUCCAUUACGCAAAAUUGCCCAUGAAACUCCUGGUGAUACUACCGAUGAAGAUGACGACCUAGGUUUAGCGACUGCUAAGAAGGAAUUUCUGGAACAGGCGGACCAGCUCCUGAGACAGCACACCAUUCGACAUGCGCCUGAAAUAAGAUCGGAAGAUCUUUUCCAUUCAGAGAUGGCUGAACUAAAUUCCGGCCAAGUCACUCCAGUCAAUGAGAUGGAGAUGGAGGAUGAACAUGUUCCACGGCCGUCCAAGUUCCGAACUGGCGUCUUGGGAACGUUGCUCAAGGCUUCUGCCCACACUCCUCUGCCCCCACGGCGGAACACAAAGGUUACAGGGCAUGGGAAGAAUCCGAGCACGGGUAGCAUUACAUUUAGUGGUGCAUCUACCGCUGCCAACAGUCCAACAUCAUCCCCUCCCACAUCUGGCACUUCCACGCCCCUCCAUGCUCACGAUCAUGGAAAUCACUGGUGUAACAGAAGUGCUAAUGGGUCUACAGCGUCGAUCUCGAAGCUUCUCGAGUCGUCAUCGAUGCUUGCAACCACUGGCCAGAUGAGGUUUGGUCAAGAGAUGGGUGAGAAGUAUAAGAAGAGUCGGCUGGGCAUGGGCAAGCGGAACAAGUCUAGCACGUCUAUUGCUUCCGCGUUCAGCAAACUAAGCAAGCCUAGCCGGGAUGAACAAAUCAAAAUCAAAAUACAUCUCGCCGGAACGCUAGCUCGCCAAAAUUACCUUCGUAAACUCUGCAAGGCCCUCAUGAUGUAUGGCGCUCCUACCCAUCGACUGGAGGAGUACAUGAACAUGUCGGCUAGAGUACUGGAGAUCGAGGCUCAGUUCUUGUAUAUUCCAGGGUGUAUGAUCAUCUCAUUUGACGACUCUUCUGUUCAUACUACAGAGGUUAAGCUUGUUCGAACGUCACAAGGAGUUGAUCUAGGAAAGCUUCGUGACGUUCACGAAAUCUACAAAGACGUCGUCCACGAUAGGAUUGGAGUCGAAGAAGCAACACCCCGCCUCGAAGCCAUUAUCGCUCGCAAACCUAAGUUCAGUAAUUGGCUCCGUGUACCAAUAUACGGCCUGGCAUCCGCUACUGUCGGACCUUUCGCGUUCGAAGCGCGGCCUAUCGACCUCCCGUUCUGCUUCAUCCUAGGUUGCAUACUCGGCUGGCUGCAACUCAUUGUCGCCCCACAAAAUGAGAUGAUCUCUAACGUAUUCGAAAUCAGUGCAGCAGUUAUUACUUCAUUCAUCGCUCGCGGUCUUGGCUCGAUCACGCACGACGGCAAGGAAAUCUUCUGCUUCAGCGCCAUGGCACAAUCUAGCAUUGCUCUCAUUCUUCCUGGAUUCACUGUAUUAUCUGCCAGUCUGGAACUACAAUCAAGACAUAUUGUAGCGGGCUCGGUCCGCAUGGUAUAUGCCAUUAUCUACUCUCUCUUCCUCGGGUUUGGCAUCACCAUCGGCACGGUGCUGUUCGGCAUCAUGUACAAAGAUGCAACGUCGGCAACUCAUUGCACCAAUCCCAUGUCCUCACACUGGUAUUACUUCUUCGUUUUAGCGUUCUCCCUUUGCCUCAUCGUCAUCAACCAGGCCAAAUGGAAACAGGUUCCGGUAAUGCUGGUCAUUGCCCUCAUUGGCUAUGUCGUCAACUUCCACAGUUCGCAAUACUUCAAUGGAAAUGCACAAGUCAGCAACACCCUCGGCGCACUUGCCAUCGGCGUCUCCGCCAACCUCCACGCGCGCUUCGGUCGCUAUAUCGAAAACUGGAGUCUCGACGUCUGGGAAAUGAGUCUCCGACCGCGCUGGAUUAAACUCAACAAGCGCUGGCUACGAGGCCGACACGGCACAUCCCCCAACUUCCACUGGCUAAAUUCAUCCCCAACUCAAACACACUACCGCUCCUCCUCCGUCACUUCCGACUCCUACAUUCCGUACACGCGCAAAAUCGGCUACGGCCUCGCGGCCGCAGCAAUGCUACCGGCUAUCUUCGUACAAGUCCCGUCAGGCCUCAGCGUCAAUGGUUCGCUUGUCAGUGGGAUUACCUCCGCUGACCAGAUCACCAGGAAUACGACUGGCAUCACCACAGUCACGGCUGCUGAUUCUUCAACAAAUGUUAAUCGUGUGGCGCUGAAUGUGGGUUUUUCGGUUAUUCAAGUCGCAAUAGGGAUUACCGUGGGCUUGUUUUUGGCGGCGUUGUUGGUGUAUCCGCUGGGCAAGAAGAGAAGUGGGCUGUUCAGCUUCUGAAGACUCCGUUUCGUUUGUUGGAGGUUUUAAUGCUGAGAUAUAGAUUAUUCCCUGGUG
Molecule: messenger RNA, 2938 nt
Organism: Lindgomyces ingoldianus
Lineage: Eukaryota; Fungi; Ascomycota; Dothideomycetes; Pleosporales; Lindgomycetaceae
Product: DUF1212-domain-containing protein
Exons: 1
Coding region: 140-2881 (913 amino acids)
Biological process (GO): transmembrane transport
Molecular function (GO): transmembrane transporter activity
Source: RefSeq, a predicted model, not a curated record